This is a messenger RNA of Paramecium tetraurelia, 2652 nucleotides long. RefSeq lists its product as uncharacterized. NCBI's taxonomy places the organism in Eukaryota, Ciliophora, Oligohymenophorea, Peniculida, Parameciidae. The record is from RefSeq and is a predicted model, not a curated record. The transcript has 2 exons.
AUGACCAAAAUAACAAUUUACGAAAAUUUAUCCAAAAUAAUUGAAUUACUUUAUGAAAAUAAAACAUCAACUUAGAGUUUCAGUUUAAUUGCAAAUUCAUUAUUAAAAACCUCAUCGUAAAUUCCUAUUAUGACAACCACACAAAUUUAAACAAGCAAAAAAUAAAAAAAAUAAAAUUUUCAAACAGGCAGAUUUUAUAUAAAUACUAGUUUCAAAUUGUCAGAUGAGAUCAAAUUAUUAUGUCCUAAAUUUAGAACCUAAGUAUAUGAAUUUAUGCAAUAAUUCAAUAAAUUUAAAUUUGUUGAAUAUCAUACAAAAAUAUAAUUGUAGUAUAGAACUAUUGGAAAAAAACAAUUAUAAAGAUCAUAUUUCAUUAUUGAGAUCUUAGACUUUAAAAAAAAUACUGGCUCAGUCAAUGCUGUUAAAUAAUUUAAGAGUAGGAAUGUUUAAAAUUUAGAACAAAUAGAAAAGUACUAAAUUAAGUAAUAAUUCGUAUUUUAAGAUCAAGUUGAAUCAAUACCAUAAAAAGUGGAUUAGGAAAAUAAAAAUGAAAAUCAGUAUAUCCAAGUAUCUCAUUUAAAUGAUGUUUCGAAAUUUGGAAGUGAAAAAAACUUUUAAUAACGCAAUAAUUUUCUAAAGCUAUAGUCUUAUGAAAACGAUCUUGGAUUCCUUUAUAAAUAAGAGAAUUAAUCUUUAUCUAGUCAAUCCUCUAAUACUUUAAGAGUAUAAAAUCUUAUUAUUUUUAAAUCUUUUUAAUUUUAACCCAAGAUGAAUAAAAAUCUCAAAAUAUUACUUUUUUUUACAGUGAUAUCAAUAUUAAUAUUAGUUUCUAUGAUUACAUAUAAUAUUCAACUAAUUAGGUAUUAACUCUCUGAAUAGAUUGAUAGUAGCUAUUCUUUAAAUGCCCCCCUCUUAUUCAAUAGAUACUUUUUUUAGAGUUACGCUCUAUCUUGGACUCUUUUGAUGAAUGGACUCAACAUUGUUAAUUAAAGUGAUUUUUUGAUAAAUUAAACUUCUUUUACUCUUAAACAUAUGGAAAGAGAGACAUUUCAAAAUUUAAGUAAUAUGUAUCCAAAAUUCUUGGAAAUUGAAAAUAUGGGAUUGCUUCCAAAUAUUAGUUUGAAACUUCUACAGCUUCAAAGACAAACUGUAUCAUAUACAGAAUUCAUAACUUACAUCUAGAACACUUUAUAGUACCUAUUUUAAUUUAAUUUAUUCUCUUAAGAACAUAGAAAAAAAGUUUUAGAGUUAGAUUACGUCAACGCUGUUGUUACUUUGAGGUAUAAUAUCAAAUAUGUAUUUGAUAUGAAUAAGGAGCUUAUAGAAUCAUUAGAUUAGAUGUAUUAAAAUUAGAUACAAAAUAAUAAUUAUAAUUUAAAAAUAGUUUUAAUUAUUGAAAUCUGUAUAUUGUUCAUAUUUCAGUUUAUUCAAAUAAUUUUCUGGAGAAAAUUUGAGAAUUAGAAACAAAAAAUGUUAAUUUUAGUUGGAAAAUAUUCAGAGUUUAAAGCAAAUGAAAUGAUUUUAUUACAUUAAAGUUAUAAAUAGGUUAUGCAGUCAACUUAACUAGAUCAAAUUAAUUGGAAAACGUAAAAUUUCACUUUUUUAUAGCCAUUGAAUAUUUUAGGAGAAGAAAAAAAAGCAAUUAAAAUAAAUGUAUCAAAUAAAGAUAGAGUAAAGGCAAAAGGAAUGUUGAAUUCAAGAGUAACAAAUACUACCUAUAGAAAUGUAAAGUGGAUAUUCUCUCCUUUUUUGCUACUGUUUUGCUUUUUAAUAGGAGGUUAUUUCUUUUAUAAUUUUUUAAUGAAAAAUUUAUAACCAUAAUAAGAAUUAGCAAUUAACUUUAUCAGAUUUUCAUCGUAUUUCGAUACUCUAAUAACUAGUGCAUUAGUAAUUAAAACCUAACCAUAAGUUUAUCCUGGAAUUGUUUAAAACAACAUUUAUACCCAAUCUUAAAUGAAUUCAUAUCGAGACCCAUUAAAAUAAUUGUUCCAUAUGUUUAUUGACGUGUAUGAAGUUUACGACGAAAAUUUAACAUAAAUUUAUGAAGGCAUUUUAUAUUCUUAAGAUAUUGAUGAUUCUAAAAAAGAAACAUUGUUAGGUUUAUAUGAAAAAGAUAUCUGUAAAAUAAUGAAUCAGGAAAUCCCAUUUUGUUCAUUUGAAUAAUUGGGAGAAAAUAAUUUCAAUGAGAAAUAUUCUUAAUUCUAUUUAUAAGAUAAUAAUCGAGAUUAUUUAAAAAAUGGGCUCGCUGGGAUAACUAGUAGCGUUAGCAAUUUUAUGAAAACUAAUUACGAUAAUGAAAUUGAGACUAUCAACUAUAUCACAGAUUUCAGUUAGCUCAAUAAAUUUUACUUAACAUAAGAAUUUAACAAUAUUCUGGUAGAGCAUUUUAGUUCAACAACAUAAAGUACAGAAAAGGUUUUGAAUAUUAUAUUAUCAAAUAAUGAAGAGUUAAUGAACUAGAAUAAAAUAACAAUUAUCAUAUUUUUUGGUUUGAUUGGAUCAGUUAUUUUGAUAAUUUUUAUCUUUUUUUUCGUUUGGCUAAUAAAUUUACAUAGUAUAAGGUUCAUAUAUAUAAAAUUAGGUUUGAGUUUAAUUCCUAAAGAAAUUAUGGCUGACUAAUAUACUAUAUCAUCAAUUAAAUAGUUCAAUUGA